Messenger RNA from Aspergillus uvarum CBS 121591, 1683 nucleotides. Its product is annotated as Zn(II)2Cys6 transcription factor. The record is from RefSeq and is a predicted model, not a curated record. The transcript has 3 exons. Bases 1 to 1683 code for a protein of 560 amino acids. Gene Ontology annotation, biological process: regulation of DNA-templated transcription. Gene Ontology annotation, molecular function: DNA-binding transcription factor activity, RNA polymerase II-specific; zinc ion binding. Lineage: Eukaryota; Fungi; Ascomycota; Eurotiomycetes; Eurotiales; Aspergillaceae.
AUGUACAGACCAGCACCGCCUCGCCCGAAGAAGACCAGCAUAGUCCGCUCGCGUACAGGCUGCAAGCUAUGUCGCCAGCGCCGCGUCAAAUGCGAUGAGACUAAGCCAUCAUGCGGGGCGUGUACUCGUGCAGGCAAGAGCUGCGAGGAAGUGUCACCCAGCUUCAGCUUCAACAAUCGGACUGCCUCUGCCCACCGACCUGUAUCGAGACCCCUUCCGCAUGUGCGAUGGCAGCCAUUCUACCAGUCCACUUCACCGUCCAAUGCCCGGGUACACGAAGCUAGCGAGGCAGCCCAUAACGUUGAAUGUGAACUCUUCUAUCUGGACUACUGGGAAAGCUCAUGCAUCGAUGCUCUGGGCCGUCUCUCCCACGGCAUCAACUCUAUCCUUCACGAAGAUAAUGCCCUGAAACAAUCUCUCCUUGCAUUAGCAGCCUGCAACAUCAGUCGACGCUCUCCUGAGGGUCACACAAACCAGGGCAGACUAAUCGUCUUGCCCAAUCGUACUCACCAACUCUCCAGCCAGCGGUACUACAGUUCCGCGGUUGGCGAAACUGCAAGAACCUUGCAAGCAAAGGCUUCAUCGUCACCGUUGACAACCUUGGCCAUACUGGUGCUCUUCUGCCUCAUGGAGACUGCUAUGGGAAACUUCCGAGGGUUCGGAUGGCAUUGCCAGGGAAUCGCCAAGAUCAUUGAUUUGCAGCUUGCACACCUACCCCAGGACGCACUUGGCAAGGAACUCAUCGCCGCCUGGCUCGCUUCGAGACUCCAUAUGUGGUGGCGCAGAAUGUACUUCACCACGUUUAACCUUCAGCUCAGCCAGAGGUCGCUCUUAGUGUCGCCACAGUUGAUGCAGGUGCUGCGCAAGAUCGAUGCUCAGAAGACUCUGCUUGUAUCCAUUCUGUGCGAAUCGCACCGGCUAAAAGCGAUCGCCACUCUUCAGGUCUUAUCAGACUCCCGUGUGCGAAGCCUGGCCACAUGCACCGUCGACGAAUGCGUGUCAUUAUUGAAGGCCGAAGGGAGAAAGCUUGACGAGUGGCAUUCUCGCCUAGAUCCUUCUCAGCUUCCACUUGAUGUACUGCCCCAACCUCUGCAUGGGCGCUUUUCUGAGAUUGAACGUUCACUGUUGUUUCAAUCCUACGAGGCAGCGAUCAACUAUGCAUAUUACAGUGCAGCGCGAAUUAUGCAAUGCACGGGAAUACUGCAUUCUAGGGCAGAGUCCGGUGAAGACCAAGAGGUUCGGCCAGGGAACGACCAUGCCGUCACUACAUCCUGGAUGACCGUUCUGCUUCGUACUGUAGCAGGCUUGGAUAUUAUCGAGUGUGCUAGCAGAAAUACCUAUUCAAUUGGCAUUGCGAGUUUACUUCUGGCUUGCGUCCUCAGGUGUGAUGAUCUUACAUGCGGAUUACAAGUACAGAAUUGGCUGCAAAAGUGCGUGGAUCUCGCGAUCCUUGAAGAGGGAAGUUUUCCAAUCGCACAAACCUUGGAUGCUGUCCGCAUCGUCAAUGCGGAACGUGCCGCUGGAAGGGACGUUUACGCGAUUGGUUUGUCGGAAGAUGACGGCGGUGGAUCGGGGAAGUAUUCGUCUUACAACAGCCAAAGGUUUCGGGACUUCGUCAUUCUAGGACGGAUGAGGGAAGGUGGCUCUAUAUACUCCAAGAGUAUUAACCUGGGAUUGGGCUGA